This is a messenger RNA of Gallus gallus (chicken), 2198 nucleotides long. It is a transcript of the gene OMA1, whose product is annotated as OMA1 zinc metallopeptidase. Gene Ontology annotation, cellular component: mitochondrial inner membrane. Gene Ontology annotation, biological process: protein quality control for misfolded or incompletely synthesized proteins; mitochondrial protein processing. The record is from RefSeq and is a predicted model, not a curated record. The transcript is spliced from 9 exons. Lineage: Eukaryota; Metazoa; Chordata; Aves; Galliformes; Phasianidae. Bases 280 to 1974 code for a protein of 564 amino acids. Gene Ontology annotation, molecular function: metalloendopeptidase activity.
ACGAGGGUGUAUAUUUCUUGGCAUGUGGGAUACACACAGGCCUUGGGUUAUGCUAAGUGCUUUUCUCCCGCUAUACAGCUCAUUUGUUUUAACGUGUGGAGCUGCCUGUGCGGCUGCCGAAGGCGAGAUCUGUGCUCGUUCACCUUCCCUGCGAGAGGAAACGCUUUGAAACACUCAGAGCCCCAGGGCCCGUGGAAAGCGCUGGUGCCCUACUCUUACCACACAAGCGUUCCUCACCCUUUCAUUUCUAAAGAACCCGUUUUUCACGUCAUUAGCCCAAUGCAUGACACAUCGCUAUCAGUUAGAUUUGAGGCCCCGUCCGCCGCGCUGAGAGGGACAAUCCCUGAACUCUGUGACGCACUGACGGCCGGCACAAAAUGGCGGCGCCCGCCCUCAGCGUCCCGCCCCGCGCCAGCUCUCCUGGUCGGGGGAGGGGCGGAGAGGCGGCACCGGGUCCGUCCCAUCCCAUCCCAUCCUGCCUCCUGGUGCCCGCCCUCAGCCGCGGCUCAGCACCGGCCCGACUCCUCCUCCUCUGCCUACCGGCGAGGCAAGCCAACUAAGGAGGUUAUGAACAUCACCCGUGGUUUAAAGCUUCUUAGAGGGAACUGUCUUUUCUUUCAUUUGGCCCAAACAAAAAACUGCUACAGAGCCUGUCUUGGUAAAGGACAGAGAUGUGUCUCAAAUGUCCCAAAUACAGAUGUAUGGAGGAGUGCGCACCACAUUUCCAGGUUUUGCUUCCAGUCUCCUCGGUUGCUGAAGGAGAAGAUCACAUCCCCCCAGAUCAGUUCUGUAGGGCUGAUCCCAAAUCAUUUUUCUGCUGGGAACACUCAGCUCGUCAGGUCUUUUCGCACAUCACCAUCGCUUCGGGCUGCACCAUUUCCUCUUUUCUGGAUUAUCAUUAAACCUGUUCAGAAGUUGUUUGCUAUCCUUGUUGGCAGGAGCAUAAGAAAAUGGUGGAAGGCACUUCCUCCUAAUAAACGGGAGCUCUUUAAAGAAAGUGUGAGGACAAAUAAAUGGAAGAUACUCCUGGGUGUCAGUAGCUUAGGAGUUUUAUUUGUCGUGUUUUAUUUUACUCACUUGGAAGAGACACCCAUCACUGGACGUGCCAGACUGUUGGUGUUCGGAAAGGAGCAUUUGAGACAACUGUCACAGGCGGAAUAUUCUAUGUGGAUGGAGAAAUAUGAAAGCAAAAUGUUGCCUGAGACAGAUGCACGCUAUCAGGUUGUGAAGAGAGUUGUUGGACAUUUAUCUGAGAGCAAUAAGGACAUCCCACAGGUCUCAGCACUCACCUGGGCUAUCCAUGUGGUAGAUGAACCAGAAGUAAACGCUUUUGUGCUUCCAAAUGGUGAAGUGUUUGUUUUCACUGGAUUGUUAAAUGCAGUUUCUGAUAUUCAUCAGCUGUCUUUCAUCCUGGGACAUGAAAUAGCUCAUGCUGUGCUGGAACAUGCAAUAGAGAAAGCCAGUCUGGUUCACUUCUUGGAUUUCCUAUCACUCAUCUUUCUCACUAUGAUUUGGGCCAUCUGUCCUCACGAUAUAUUGGCGGUUGUUGGCCAGAGGAUCCAGAGCAAGCUGCAGGAGUUUAUUUUUGAUAGACCAUACAGCAGAACAUUGGAGGCUGAAGCUGAUAAAGUGGGACUUCAGUUUGCAGCAAAGGCAUGUGUUGAUGUAAGAGCAAGCAGUGUAUUUUGGCAACUAAUGGAAUUAGUAGAAACCAUUAAAGGGGAGCCCAAGUUGCCAGAAUGGCUCUCCACGCACCCUUCUCAUGAGAAUAGAGCUGAGCAUUUGGACCGGCUUAUUCCAGAGGCUCUUAAAAUAAGAGAGCGCUGCAAUUGCCCAUCUCUUUCUGGACCUGAUCCUCGCCUCGUUUUCAGACUUAACAGGCAGCAUCUCCUGGAGUCAUAUAAAGCUCAAGAAACACAAAAUUCUACAAAUCAAGAUCUCUCAAAAACAAAACUGGAUUUUCCUCACACUUAAAAAAACAAAACAAAAAACAGACGACAUGCCAGUAACUUUUGCGGUUAAACCUACAAACUAAUUAUGGUCAUUUUUCCAUUUUACGAAACUUGUGGUCCCUGAAGUUCUAUCUUUUAGGGCACGUUUGUCUUUGAACCGUAAAGAUGAUCUAGCUGCUCAUAUUCUAUGUUUCUUUUAUGUGAUCUCUCAGUCAGAGCAAUAAAGGAGCUUUCCCCACACAAGAA